Molecule: messenger RNA, 417 nt
Organism: Dovyalis caffra
Lineage: Eukaryota; Viridiplantae; Streptophyta; Magnoliopsida; Malpighiales; Salicaceae
Source: the annotation of a GenBank genome assembly
AUGGGAGAAACUAUUCCCGAAGGAUUUCCAGAUAUAUUAACAGAAAUAAUUAAGGAUAGAUUUGAUUUAGGCCAAGAUAAUCUCCAGAUAGAAGACUCAGAAGGUUUCAUUACAGAAAGGGUAGAUCGGGGGCACCGCUCUACAUAUAUGCAGAAAAAUACAGGGAAGUUAAUGGUCAGAGAUACAGGUUUAGCAGAAAGGAUCUCAUGUUAUACAAGGCAAGAUCCAUGGAAAGGUUUCAUUCAGACUUCACAUAAUGCCAUCUUGUCGGAGAAGAUGACUAUCAUCAAGUCUUUUCCGAAAUUCCAAAGAAACCUCACACUCAGAAUAUCUACGCCAGCACAGCAUGUCUAUCAGCUUCAUAUUGGUUUGAUGACUAUGAUCAAACUUCAGAAGAAAACGGAAUCUACCGAAUAA